Messenger RNA from Synchiropus splendidus (mandarinfish), 2937 nucleotides. RefSeq lists its product as uncharacterized. NCBI's taxonomy places the organism in Eukaryota, Metazoa, Chordata, Actinopteri, Syngnathiformes, Callionymidae. The record is from RefSeq and is a predicted model, not a curated record. The transcript is spliced from 20 exons. Bases 22 to 2703 code for a protein of 893 amino acids.
CUCGCGGGUUCAGGGACGCAGAUGCUGCCCAGCUCAUCAGAGGCGGACCGACACACCUGUGGACCGGCUGGGCUCGCUCCAGCUAGCGGGCAUGACUCCUAUCAAUACCCUGUCAACGGGUGCGGAUGCCAUCUGUUGUUGUGCAGGCACCGGUGCAUUGAGCCGUCGAUGCGGAGCAGUACGUCGCAGUCAUUGUUGUUCCGUGGGAUAUGGGGAUCAGCCGGUGCCUCCUUUGUCUGUGGUGCUUGGCUGCACUGCAGGAAGGAGGUGUUUAUUCUGAAGCUGAGCAAUGAGAUGCAGCUGAGCAUCAUGAACAAGGUGAAGAACGGUGAGCUGACGAUCGAGGAUGCACUGAACCAGGCCAGGAAGGACAGAGAGCAGCUGGUCCAGCAGAAGAGCUUGGCUGAAGAGGAGCCGCCACCAGUGCAGUACAACUUCAGCGUCCACAAACAUGGACGCUACAGGUGGCAGAAGCGAGUUCUUCAGGUGAUCUUGAUGGACAACUUCACUACAAUGCGACAUGGAUCUCUAAUCGAUUUCAAGACCAAACUGCUGUGCAGCAUUGAGAAAGGCAUCGUUAAGAGGCAGCUCCCGUUCUCCAUUGUCAAAAGCUGCGAUGACGGUGUCGGCUCCAGGUUCUCCAUUUCAUUCAAAGGUCACCACGACUAUGAGUUGGAGGCCACGUCGCUGGAAGAGAAGCACAAGAUGAUGCAGCUGGUGAAUCAGAUCAUCUACAGGAACAUUUACAGUGAUUCUGAAGGAGGCAACACAGAGUCCCUGACUCAGCCUGAAGUCUCUCGCAGCCUCAAAGAGGGAGUCCUGCUGCUGCACAGAGGAGGUCUGGCGUCCUUCAGAUGGGUGAAGUACGAGGUCCAGCUCCACCCUGGUCAGUUGACACUGGUCCCCUUAAAACGUCGACUCCCCCCUGAUGGAGAGGCGACAUCACCCUCCACUGUUUCCAUGGUGAUUCAUCUAUCCGAUGGCGACACCAGAGUCCGGACCCCAUGCAGCCUGGACUCUUUCACCCUGGUCACGCAUAAGAACGAGUACAAUUUCAAGGUACCACUGUCUGCUCCAACUGCUGGUGAAGGCUCCGCCCAGGAGCAGCGAGAUUCCUGGGUCAAGGCCAUUGACAAAUUGUGCUGUGACUGGAAGAGGAGGUCUCUUGGUGAAAAGAAACUUCUGGAGAUGAUACCUCUUCGACAUCUGAGCAUCGAUGAACAGUUGGAGGACAACAAUGUAAAUCAAGAAAGCAGCAAUAGCCUUGACUCCCUGAGUCACCACCCUCAGGGAGAUGCUGGAAAUAUGGAAGAAGGUUGCUGUAAAGAAUUGUUGCCGCCAGCCUCACCGCAGUCUCCCGGUCCAUCUCCAACUGUGUCUCCUGGUGUUGGGCCUUCCUCACCAACAUCCUCUGUGCCGCCUCAGUCUCCAGGAUCCUUUCCAUUCAGCCCACAUCAGCAUCCAUCCUCUCCCAUCCCAGAGCUGGUCACGCAAGAACCAGACUCCCUGCCUGGCAAGCUCUCCCCUCCUGACCCUCCUCCUCUUCCGCCAAGCAUCCCUCUACCACCGCCCCUACCCUUGAAGGUCCGAACCAACCGUAGAAAGCAGCGCACCAAAGCAUUCCAUUGGGAUGAGGUCCGUGCUGAAAAGAUUUCCAAGUCGUUUUGGAAACAUUCGAGUCAGAAGAAGAUAGAAAUUGACACAUCACUCCUGUUGGAGCAGUUUGCAGUAAAAGAAAUGGCAUCGUUUGACGUGACUGAGUCUAAGAACACCCAGAACAUCAUGCUGAACGACAAGAUAGCGCACAACUUCAACAUUUUCCUCAAAAGUUUCCCGGUGCAGCCGGGAGAGCUGAAGGACAAACUGUUGGUGGUUAACGAGGAGGAUGGAGGCCUGUCUGACGAGCACAUCACCUCUCUGAGGAGGUACGUGCCCACUCAGGAGGACGUGGAAAUGUACAAAUCCUACAAAGGAGUGGUGUCAGAGCUGCACAUCGUGGACCAGUACAUGAUGGAGAUGUGCCACAUCCCCUACCUGAGCACACAGCUGGACCUGCUGCUGACCCUCAGAGAGCUUCCAGUGGGCAUGAGAGACCUGCAGCCGCUGAUGAACCAGAAGAUCAGAAUGUGCUCGCAGCUGCUCAACAGCGGGGCGUUCGUCGCCGUGCUGGAGUACCUGCUCGCCAUCGGCAAUUACCUCAACGAAAACGCCGGCAAGGGAAAGGCCAGGGGAUUCCGUCUCACCUCCUUGACCAAACUCUCGCAGCUCCGCGGCAGGGAGAAGAAGUUCACCUUGCUCCAUGCCCUUGUGGAGCAGAUCAUGUUGCAUGAACCGGGCCUGGCCUCGUUUACUCAGGAGUUGGCAGAAUUUGAAACUGUCCCAGGAGCGUCCAUCAAAGGCCUGACCGCAGAAGUGGACGUCCUGAAGAACGAACUGCAGAAAGUUCACCAGUACAAGAAGACGGCGAGGAAGUGGAACGCCGGAGCUGCUCACACCAACUUCCUGAAGGAGCUGAAGGUGGCCAUCGAUAAAUACGACAUGGACCUGACGGCGCUGACCAAGACGUGCGAGGAGAUGAAGAAACUCUACUCCGGCGUUCUGCUCAAGUUUGGAGAGAGCACUGAGCAGGAGUCGCAGGGCCUCUUCAUGUGCGUCUGUGACUUUAUCCAGGACUUCAGAAGAGUGCAAGGACAUGUCUGCUGAGGAGUCUUCAGUGGAGAGUGAAAGUCUGGACCUCUUUGCUGCAGCUGCUGCCCCCACCACCUGGGAUCUGCAGAGUCUGAUGAACGGCUCCUGAAAUGAGGACAGCAAAGUUCAUGUGCUCCAGGAUCAGCAGAGAGACACACAUCAAACUCUUAGUUCACCAAGUGACUGAAAACACCUUCAGAGAACUCUGAAUAAAUGACUCACCUCUGUCUCACACCCUGAGUGUCGCUG